Stegastes partitus (bicolor damselfish) is the source of this 577-nucleotide messenger RNA. RefSeq names its product mannose-specific lectin-like. The record is from RefSeq and is a predicted model, not a curated record. NCBI's taxonomy places the organism in Eukaryota, Metazoa, Chordata, Actinopteri, Pomacentridae. Bases 114 to 464 code for a protein of 116 amino acids. The transcript has 4 exons.
GGCAGACCGCUUUCACUCCACCCCCAGUGCAGAUGAUAUAAAGAUGCAGUGAUCAGCCAUGAACUGCAUCACAUCAUUCACUUCUGACUGCUGUGGAUCAUUCAAAGCUAAUAAUGAGCAGGAACUACUUGUCCAGAAAUGACGAGCUCCGCAAGGGAGACUUCCUUAUUUCCAACAACAGGGAGUGGAAGGCAGUUUUCCAGGAUGAUGGCAACUUUGUCAUCUACGGCUGGAAGCCUGUGUGGACUUCAGAUAGUAAUGGAUCAGAUGCUGUUCGCCUGUGCAUGCAGGAGGACUGCAACCUGGUCAUGUACAGUAAGUGCGACCAGCCGAGGUGGCACACUAACUCCUCCAAACCUUCCUGCAACAUGUGUCGCCUUCAGCUGACUGAUGACGGCAAGCUGGUGGUGUACAGAGAAUGUGAAGAAAUCUGGAGCUCUGAGGAGUCCAGAGGCAUGAAGUGAUGGCUGAACAUGACUUUUGAGCUUCUGAGUGCUUUGCAAUUUAAAGUCGUCUAUGAGUUAACUCUGCCUGCGAUGUAAUGUGGACACAAUAAAAGGCACCUUUUCAAAUUGCA